Molecule: messenger RNA, 2385 nt
Organism: Perca fluviatilis (European perch)
Lineage: Eukaryota; Metazoa; Chordata; Actinopteri; Perciformes; Percidae
Product: P2Y purinoceptor 13-like
Exons: 4
Coding region: 300-1346 (348 amino acids)
Biological process (GO): G protein-coupled receptor signaling pathway; negative regulation of adenylate cyclase activity
Cellular component (GO): membrane
Molecular function (GO): G protein-coupled purinergic nucleotide receptor activity
Source: RefSeq, a predicted model, not a curated record
CACACACACACUUAAAAACGGAGAGAGAAAACUGAGGAAGACAGACAGACUGAAAGCUCUUUAGGUCAGAAGUAGAAUUUCUCAAUUGAUAAAAGAACUAAAGUAACACUGAGAGGAUAUCAAUUUCGGUGUUUCCCUUCUUACAUUUCUUUCCUGUGGGUAAGAAGAGAAAAGGGGAAUAGGAUAUUUCACUUCUUUUUUUGAAAUACUGUAAUUUUUCAUCGCUUCAUUAAGCAUUCUUCACAUUAACAGUCAGAGACGAUAAGGACACAGGGAGAAGGUCCACUGAAGAUCAGAAGAUGAACAACACACUGUCAAACACUUCCAUCAAGUGUGUUAGGGAUACCAGUGUCACAGCUGUGAUUUUCCCCUGCCUAUACAGCAUCCUCUUUGUAGUCGCCCUGAUACUGAAUUCCCUGGCUGCAUGGAUCUUCUUCAGCAUCCCCAGCUCCUCAACAUUUGUGGUCUUUCUUAAAAAUGUGGUGGUGGCUGACUUGCUGAUGACCCUGACCAUCCCUCUGAGAGUCUUAAGUGAUGCAGGUGUUGGUCACUGGCAACUACGCGCCUUCCACUGCCGAUACUCUGCCGUUCUCUUCUACAUCACCAUGUACAUCAGCAUCCUCUUGCUGGGCCUCAUCAGCCUGGACCGCUACCUGAAGAUAGUCAGGCCGCCCGGGAAGUGUGCCCUGCAGCGGGUUCGUGUUGGUCAGGCGCUGAGCGCUGCUGUCUGGGUGGUCAUGUUGUCUUUAGCGUUACCCAACGUUAUCCUAAGUGACCAGCAGCCACGGGUCUCUGGAGGCAAACUGAAGUGCACCUCCAUGAAGAGCAAAGCCGGCCUUCUCUGGCAUGAAGGAUUCAACUACUUCUGUCAGGUGGUUUUCUGGGGCACGCUGGCCUUGAUGGUGGUUUGCUACACGUUCAUCAGCAAGAAGGUUUAUGAGUCAUACAAAGCCUCAAAGAGCAAAUCUCAAGCAGUCAGUCGCAGAACCAAGGCAAAGGUUUUUGUGGUGGUGGGGGUGUUUUUCAUCUGCUUUGCCCCCUUUCACUUUGCCCGCGUUCCCUACACUCUGACGCAAACUGGCAGCAUGGUGAGCCAUUGCCAGGCCCAGAAUGCUCUCUACAUCGCAAAAGAAACCACCCUGUGGCUGUCGGCCACUAAUGUGUGUCUGGACCCGCUUAUCUAUGUGUUCCUGUGUAAGGUGUUCAGUAAAAGACUGGCAGCUGCAAUCUGCUGCAAGCCACUCUACAAAGGUGCCAUGGAGUCUCACACAGCAACAUCAACUCAAAUGGAGAUGUCACAGAUUGCCCAAAGUAACAGAAUGUCAUAUAGUACAAUGGAAAAAUAAUAACUGUAACUGUCAAGGCGUGCUGAAACACUGCCAGAAAGUGUAUUUUACUUGUAAAUAGCUUUUUUUUUAUCGUGAUGACACCGGUUUUAAAGUGCUCAUAUUAUGCUCAUUUUCAGGUCCAUAAUUGUAUUUGGAGGUUGUACCAGAAUAGGUUUACAUGGUGUAAUUUUCAAAAAACACCAUAUUUUUGUUGUACUGCACAUUGCUGCAGCUCCUCUUUUCACCCUGUGUGUUGAGCUCUCUGUUUUAGCUACAGAGUGAGGCAUAUCAUUUCUGUUCCUAUCUUUGAUGGGAGUCGCACAUGUGCAGUAGCUAGGUAAGGACUACUAGCUAAUCAGAAGCAGAGUAUGAGGGCGUGCCACGCUAGCAGCUAGGCGGGCAUUAUAACGGGUGUUACAAAGUGAUGCACAUUUGUCUCUGAAGUAAAGGCUGGACUACAAUAGAGCUGUUUGGAGCAGUUUGGGAACAGUGUGUUCUGUUCUCUUUGGGGUGGACUUUGGGCUUUUUCACUUUGUACACCUAUAACAUGCUCAAAAAAGACAUAUUUAUAAUAUAACAUAUACACAUUUACUAUAUAACACAAUAAAGAAAAAGGAAAAAGCCAAACAGCAUAAUAUGAGCACUGUAAAAAAAAAAAAUCUCAAAUUAAUGCAAGGUGAUCCAAAUCUGUUGAAUGGGCAGUGUUACGUGACAGAAAAAUAUGCGGUUAUGUCUGGAGGUGGUCCUGCAGUUUCAUGCUAACAAUGACAACUGUUUUUGAUACAGAACUAACCAAGCACUUCUGUCCCAUGUUUUGCAAAGUCAUCCAACACAUUUCCUUAAGUGUCUUUACUGUCAUCAUCUACUUCCUCCUCUUCUCUAAUCUCAUUCAAACUGCACUUUCCCUAUACAAAACUUUGGCAAGAGGGUAAAAUCUUGACAGCACAUGAUUACACCACACACCCAAUGAUAACAAAAUGUGGACUAGAUACUGCUUAAAGCUAUAACUAAUGUGCAAUAUAAAUAACAAUAGUAAUAAAAUGCAUAUUAUUCAUAA